Molecule: messenger RNA, 6194 nt
Organism: Anguilla rostrata (American eel)
Lineage: Eukaryota; Metazoa; Chordata; Actinopteri; Anguilliformes; Anguillidae
Gene: cables1
Product: Cdk5 and Abl enzyme substrate 1
Exons: 10
Coding region: 134-1774 (546 amino acids)
Biological process (GO): nervous system development; regulation of cell cycle
Cellular component (GO): cytosol
Source: RefSeq, a predicted model, not a curated record
CCCCACGGACGCACACUCUUCGAAGAGCGCUCCAUAGUGUUUGCAAUCUGGUAGUGCACAUAUAAAUACGCUUCAGUCCCAUUGAAAAACAAACGGCACUCGCCCCUGUGUAUCACUUUCAAUAUCACGGACCAUGGCGGCUGCUACCAGCAGCAAUACUACCGCAGCCAGUCUACCAAUAAAGCAUUCCAGCAUCGAACAUGCACGAAAACGCAUAGAUCCACGGAGAAGACAGGCGGCCCUUUCUUUCCUCAGCAAUAUUUCUUUGGACGGACGACCAGUGCAAGAUGACGGCGACAAUCAGGGCGACGAAGACGGUUCUGUUGAGGCAAGGACUAGACAGAGCCUGGUUUCUGCAGAGCGGGCAAUGUACCCGGCUAGUGCUGCAGCGACGGCGGCCCAGGCAUUCGCUGCUGCAAACCAGGCUCUCAUGUUGAACGCUCGUGGGAGCUUCGGGAUAAGUCCGCUCGCAGCCCCUAUUUGUGCGAAUCCGGAAGGCGAUGCAUUCGCCUGUGGGGUACACGCGGCUGGCCAGGCUGUUUUUAGUUCUCCGUUCUCCGCAGUGCCAGUAGCGACAAGGGGAAGGCUGCAGACGUACACUCAGGGAAUUUUACCCGUCACCUUCACCAGGCAAGCAUCUCAGAACUACUGCUGCCUGGAAAGUGGGCAGAUCGGCAACGCUGCCUUGGAACUGCAAAGGUCCAGACGAAGACUCAUAUCCCAACGCUCGUCCCUGGAAACUCUGGAGGACAUUGAGGAGAAUGCACCACUGCGCAGAUGCCGAACUCUGUCGGGUUCACCCAGACCAAAGAGCUUCAAGAAGGUUCACUUCAUCAAGAACAUGAGACAGCAUGACACACGCAAUGGAAGGAUAGUCCUUAUCAGUGGCAGAAGAUCCCUCUGUAGUGUAUUAUCUGUCCUGCCUUAUCGAGAUUGUAGCCAAGCAGGGGACAUGAAACUGGAUGGCAGUGGGCGCCAGCGACAUCCCUCGGGUGGGGUCAGUGCCAAGGAGAUGGUGAUCGGGCUAGAAGGAGUAGAACUGGGUGCUGACGGAAAGACGGUGUCCUACACCCAGUUCCUAUACCCUACCAACUCCCUCAGUGGCCGCAGGAACACCAUCGACUCCACCUCCUCCUUCUCCCAGUCCCGCAACGCCAGCCAUCGUAGCCUCAGCCUGGGUCGUGCCAACAGCAACCAGAGCAGCAUCGACACAGGAAAUGAGAUGGGGGACUGCUUUGAAUACGACCCUAAUCUGCUGGACGACCCUCAGUGGCCUUGCGGGAAACAUAAAAGGGUGCUGAUCUUCCCAUCGUACAUGACUACGGUCAUUGAGUACGUCAAGCCCUCCGACCUCAAGAAAGACAUGAAUGAGACCUUCAAGGAGAAGUUCCCUCACAUCCGACUGACCCUCAGCAAGAUCAGGAGCCUGAAGAGAGAGAUCCGAAAGCUGGCUCAAGAGGACUGUGGCUACGAGGAGCCCACAGUCGCCAUGGCCUUUGUCUAUUUCGAGAAGCUGGCACUGCGAGGCAAGCUGAACAAGCAGAACCGCAAGCUGUGCGCCGGUGCCUGCAUGCUGCUCGCCGCCAAGAUUGGCAGUGACCUCAAGAAGCACGAGGUCAAGCACCUGAUAGACAAACUGGAGGAGAAGUUUCGGAUGAAUCGGCGGGAGCUGAUCGCCUUCGAGUUCCCCGUGCUGGUGGCGCUGGAGUUCAACCUGCACUUGCCGGAGCACGAGGUCAUGCCCCACUACAGACGUCUCCUGCAGAGCUCCUAGCCCUGGCUCUCAAUCAGGAGAGCUGCCCUCUUCUGAUUAUGAGGUCACCAAGGCUCUGCCCUCUUCUGAUUAUGAGGUCACCAAGGCUCUGCCCUCUUCUGAUUAUGAGGUCACCAAGGCUCUACCCUCUUCUGAUUAUGAGGUCACCAAGGCUCUACCCUCUUCUAAUUUUGAGGUGUCCAAGGCUCUGGCCUCUUCUGAUUAUGAGGUCACCAAGGCUCUGGCCUCUUCUGAUUAUGAGGACACCAAGGCUGUACCCUCUUCUGGUUUUGAGGUCACCAAGGUUCUACCCUCUUCUGAUUUUGAGAUGUCCAAGGCUCUGCCCUCUUCUGAUUUUGAGGUGUCCAAGGCUCUGCCCUCUUCUGAUUUUGAGGUGUCCAAGGUUCUGCCCUCUUCUGAUUUUGAGAUGUCUGAGGCUCUGCCCUCUUCUGAUUUUGAGGUGUCCAUGGCUCUGGCCUCAUCUGAUUUUGUGGUUCCUGAGGCGCCAUCCUUACCCGAUCUAGGGCUUCACAAGAACCCACUGUACUCAGAAACCCUUUUCUUUGAGUUUCCACCUGCUCCAGAUUAUAGAAUCCCAGAGAAGCCCUACCCUGCAAUGUAAAAUUCUACAUUUUUCUACAAAUUCCUACUCUUUCCUGAGUUACAUGCUCCUGAGACUCAUACCCUCAAGUCACCUCUCAGAACAACAGUUGGGAAAAUUCACAGAGAUUUGCUGAGAACAAAUUUAUUCAGAUAAUUUGUGGACAAGGAACAACAAACAGUGGUGCAAGAAUUGACGAGCUGGCCAUCAUUUGACUGUUUCCCUUUAAUGUACACUUAUUUUAUUCAGGAAUUGGUUUUGUAUGUUUUUAACAUUCUUACAGAUUUUUGUUCAGGCAGUGGUGUUGGUAAGGAGCUUACAAGUUUCUGAGUGGUGAAUGUGACUGCUUCUUUACAUUUUCAAAGAGUUGCAAAUGGUUGUAAGCAGCAGCUUUUUUUAACUGGGAGUAAGUCAUAGAUUAAGGCCUUCUUCACCAGCAAGCCACUGUUUUGUGAACCAUGGGCCAGAUUUACUAAAGGAAAAACAGAACACUACACACACGGUUCAAUGUUUAAUCCACUUGCUGUUGUGAGGUUUAUAACCUUUAAUUAACCAUUAACAACUUUCAGAUAAAUAUCCGUCUUACUUGUAACCAAUAAACUAGUUACAGUAUGCAGAAAAGGUAGCAACAGUCACCUUAAAGAAACAUUCUGGUAGCAGAAUUACAUUACCAAGUAUUGCAUAACAAAGUAGAUGGUACCUUUCCUUGCACAAGACCAUUUAAUAUGCAGGAAAAGAUUGCCAUAUGUAUGCUGGGGAAAUACAACUGCAGUGUGUAAGAAUAUAAAAGAUAAAUGCUUCCAAGUCACAUGAUAUAAAUGUUAGCGAAAUGCAAAUGACAGCUGACUAAAUAUUUUAAAUUGUGCAGGACUUUAUAAGGAAAACAGUUUUUUAUUAAUUUAAUCCAGUGCAUUCAGCUAUCAAUCACAUAAUCCGCACUAUCACUAAAUAUGUUCAGGAUUUUUAUUUUACAUCACUGCCUAUAUAUUGGUAAAUAUAUUAUUGAGGUUUGACAUAAAAUUUCUCUUACCUCUUUCUUAAACAGUUUUAAGGAGAAAGAUUUCAUGCACCACGGAAUGUAUUAUAUUGAUUAAUACUUAUCAGAAUUAUAUAACACAAGAUGUGGGCAAGCUCUAACAAAUGAUCAUUUAUGUUACAGCAUUGCAGAACUAGUGAAAAUUAAUUUUAUUUUACACAAUUUGUUGAUUUAAAGAAAGGAUGGGUUUAUGUGGAGCUUCCAAUGCUCAAAUGUCUGUAUAAAUUAGGUAAAUUUAUGCACUAAAAGCUGUUGACCAUCUUUUGCUUUCAGAGUGCUGAAUUAACAUUUAUUUGAGGGUGCAGUUUUCUUAUAAACCAAAAAAGACCCACUCAAAGAACACGUAUUCUAGCUGCAUAUUACAGGUGUUGUCUUCUCAGAAGACUGAAAGGAAAAACAGUCUUUAUUUAGUCAAAUUUAUAUGUUGUUUUUGUUGUGGCAGUAAUCCAAAUAUAUUGUUUAAGUGACUGAAUAAUGUAUCUCAAAUGGCUUGAUUCAUUUCAGAAGUUAUAAAACCUACCGUAACAUUUUUUUGUGGAAAAAAAACAUUGUAUUGCAAUUUACAUUAAGCAUGUCCUCUUAUCUCAGACAUCACAAAGGCUGUGCAGUGAGCUUUGGGAGCUUGAGACAGAUUUUAUCUAAAUCCUUGUCUGAAAUCAAAAAAUAAUGACAAGUAGCCAAGAGCAUUAAUGGUAAUGUUCAUAUACUUUAUUUUAUUAAACUGGUCCUUCCUGCUUGCAUCAGCAGGAUAAUUUGUUAUCUGGUCAACCAUGGCAUUACAUAUAUUGUGCUUUAGUAGGUUCAUCCCAGUAAUACAUUGAUUUAUAAAUAAUAAUAUAAGCAUAAGAAUUUAAGUCAAGUCAUUUUUUUAUUUGUACAUAUAAUGUACUGUGUCUCAUUUGCAUUCCCCUGUUUUGCACUAUGCUAACUGUCACGACUCUCACAUGACCUUUUAGUAAAUAUUGGCCCUCCUGUCAUUUAUUAUUAUUUUUAAUAUGAUAAUUCUGCUUUUUGUUUUGUUCUUUGGUGCCAAAUUUGGACCAGUAGCCAAAGUUGACUGAUUUUUAGUGUUUAAUGCUUAUUAUUUUAAUGUAUAAGUUAUUUAUAGUCUGACUUGAUGAGUUGCCUUUGAGCUCUUAUAAAGAUGAAGGGAGAUCUGCAUUGAAGGCUACAGCUAUAUUGGAUGUGACUGUUAUUGUUCACAGUGAUUUUUCUUUUGGGUGCAUAUUCCUCUUUCAGCUUCCCUUGGCUAAAUGUGCACUUUUUAUGGGUACCAUGGAGAUGGAUGUUGCCUGCUGAGAUCCGCGGUGGGGGUGCGGAAGUGUUUCCUAAUUAACGGUGCACUUUGAAAAAUGGCUUGUGAUAUAUUUUAGCUUAUCUGAACAAAUUCCCCCAGACAUACUCAUCUAGGUUGUCUCGAUUUAAGUCCACCACAUCAAUCGCUGUUUUUACUGUAUAUUUCAUGGUCAUUCCAGUCUUUACAGCCAGCAGCUUUACUUCUGGAUUGGUGGUUUAGUGGCAGGCACAUUUUUACAGGGAAAGACUGCUGAAUGUUUAGUAAUGGGGAUUUCAUACAUUAUAGUACCUUUCAGUACUCAAACUUUUCUACCGGCUUUCCAAGCUUCAUUUGAAUGUGUGGAGGCUAGAACUGCUGUUGUGUGCGUUUGAUCCUUAGCCUGUGCUCUAUGUUAGAGUGUAUUAUCGGCACGUUUAUGGUGCUAAUCUCAAGGAGGGGCAGAUACUGAGUUUAAGGGCACGUAGCUGAUGGCCAACAGCGGGGGUGUGGCCAACGUAGACAGGGCUCUGUGGGUUAUCUGAUGAUGAAUGCACUGUAAUGUCAGUCACCACAGUGGCCUACCUGUUUUCCUUUCUUAAUUUGACCAGAUUAAAUGAAAUCCCAAUCUUAAAGUUCAAAGUUCAAGACAGUUCUAGGUAGAGUGAAACCCUGCCUACUUCUUUCCAAAAGGACAGAUAAUGACCUGAUUUCAGGAAUUUCAAUUGCAGCUCAGUUAUGACAAUGAUGUACUUUGCACUAGCAAUCUGUCAUCACUAUAUUAUGAGGUGAAUUCUGGGCAUGCUUUGUCAUACUGAACUUUUUAGUAUUUUUAGUUCAGAGCAAUUGAAAACCAUUGCCUUCAACUAGGUUGGUACCAUUUACCAUACACCAGUCCUGUUCUUCACUCGUAGGGUUUUGUUAGUAGCUUAUACAAUCAUAAUCUACAAUCAGUUCUCUUCGGAAUGUUAUAUGUUUCAAAAUGCCAAAUACUCUCUGUUCUUUUAGAUAAGCCCCAUAGUAUUGGUAGGCGGUGCUAAGAUCACCUUGGAGGGCUUUGAGUUUGAUCUUACGACUUGAGAGUGUGCUGUCCGCAGCAUCUUUUCUGCAAAUGUGUUUAUUUCUUAUUUACAUGUAGAUAAGACUGUGUGUGGUAGAGGUGUGGAGAGUAACAGUGGACCAGCUGUGUGUUAAACACUUAAUCGCACAGGGCACUCUUCAUUAAAGUGUGAAUGUAGGUGGUAGCUUUCUCAUAAAUUCAAAUCGGAGCUCUUAGAGAGAACAUGACAGCGAAUGCACACAGAGAUGUAAAUUAAUCCUAAGAAACUGAAAUGAGCCUGACUUGUGGAGAAUCUCAUUGCUUGGCCCUUUAGACAAGAGUUGGCCUCUGGGUGUGCACUUUAGGAUUUGUGAGGAAGCAAACUGAUUCCGAAUUUCUUGAAAAAAUAUUGCGUGCGUGUGUAUGUGUGCGUGUGUGUGUGUGUACAUAUGCUUCUUUGCUUGUACAAUAAAACAAGGUGUUGAAAUUGUU